Salvia miltiorrhiza (redroot sage) is the source of this 1236-nucleotide messenger RNA. Its product is annotated as 4,5-DOPA dioxygenase extradiol-like. The record is from RefSeq and is a predicted model, not a curated record. The coding region runs from base 139 to 1065 and encodes 308 amino acids. Gene Ontology annotation, molecular function: ferrous iron binding; oxidoreductase activity, acting on single donors with incorporation of molecular oxygen; zinc ion binding. The transcript has a single exon. NCBI's taxonomy places the organism in Eukaryota, Viridiplantae, Streptophyta, Magnoliopsida, Lamiales, Lamiaceae.
UCCUCACUUUUAACUUUGGAGCCGCUGAAUCACUGCUGACGUAAGAAAACGAAAUUUGUUGAUUAAGGUCAACGCCCAUACCUUAAUGACCAAGAAGGGUAGGUUCAAAAUUCUAAUCAAUCGACACAUCCCCACGGAAUGCCCGCAAUAAAUCUCUUGUUUAUAUACGCCACCGGAUCCCUCUUCUUCUGCAUCACCAUCUCUCUCAUUUUCUCAAACACAAUCCAAAUCGAUCAUCAAUUACUCUCGGCGAUGGCUGCCGCAAUUCCAGAAACCUUCUACAUCUCACACGGCUCCCCGACUCUCUCCAUCGACGAAUCCCUCCCGGCCCGCCACUUCCUCAAAUCCUUCCAACACAAAUGCUUCUCAACCAAACCCAAGGCGAUCCUCAUCAUCUCCGGCCACUGGGAGACCUCGGAGCCCGCGGUCAACGCCGUCUCCGGUCCCAGCGGCACGAUCUACGAUUUCUACGGCUUCCCGGACCAGAUGUACCGGCUCAAGUACCCGGCCCCCGGCUCGCCCGAUCUCGCGAACCGGGUCAAGGAGCUUCUCCUCAAAUCCGGGUUCGAGACGGUCCACGUGGACAAGAAGCGCGGGCUGGACCACGGCGCGUGGGUCCCGCUCAUGCUGAUGUACCCGGAGGCCGACAUCCCCGUCGUCCAGCUGUCGGUCCAGACCAACAAGGACGGCGCGCACCACUACCGCAUGGGGCGGGCGCUGCGGACGCUCAAAGACGAUGGCGUCCUGAUCGUGGGCUCCGGCGCCGCCACGCACAACCUGAGGAAGAUGAACCGCGACGGCAGUAAUAGGGUGGAGAAGUGGGCGCAGGAUUUCGAUAGCUGGAUCAAGGAGGCGCUGGCGGAGGGGAGGUACGAGGACGUGAACAGGUACGAGGAGAUGGCGCCCAACGCAAAGAUGGCGCAUCCCUGGCCGGAUCAUUUCUACCCGCUGCACGUCGCCAUGGGCGCCGCCGGGGAGAACACCACGGGGGAACUCAUCCACCAUAGCUGGACGCACGGGACGCUUUCUUAUGCCUCCUAUAGGUUCGCCGACAAGGCCAAAUAGCUUUAUCUUUUUACUUGCACAUGAAUUGUUCGACCAAAUGCCUGUAUGUAGAUGACGACUGUGUGUUGUAAUUUCAAUUCGUUUGAAUUGAGCUCACGCUGUGCAUCAUUUAUUCAAUUGUAGUUUCAUUUACCCCCACUUAAUAAGAGCCCAUGUUAAUCCAUUGGGAAA